CGAAGGAAGUGUUUCCUUGACCACGGUUCUACGUGGCAUUCGUUGUUAGUCUCGGCAUGGGGUCCAAUUUCAGGGAUUAUGGGCGGGAGGACCGUCGGGAUCGGAGUUGUGAUCGAGGGAGAGAUUUUGGCGGUUAUGAAGGAGGACGGGAUUGACAGGGAGACGGACGGAGGGAGCGUCCGAUGGAGCGUUGGAGCUCUAGUCAUAUGGGCCAGAGGGAUCCGCCGCAACGAUUCACACAUGUCUGUUAUGAAUGCGGUGAGCCUGGCCACUAUAGGAACCAGUGCCCGAAGCUUGGGAGAGAGGGCGCCCCAAGGUAUGCAGGCCAACAGGGAAGGUCGGUAUCCCCAAGGCAUAAUGCACGUCUACCUGAGCCACGAGCGGCCUCUGAAGACCCCGCGAUUAAACGGCAGAUUGAAGAUCUGGCCAUGUCCGUGGCGACAAUGAAGGAAGUGUUUGACGUAGAAAUUGCGGCGAAGGAGGAAAAGAGAAAGAAGAAGCAGGAGAAGGCCGAGAGAAAAAAGAGGGAGGAGGAGGAAGCUAGAGCACCCGAGGAGGCACGUCUAGCUGAACAGAGGUGUGCAACAAGAAAGGAGGAGAAGUUGAGGAAGGAGGAGGAGGACCGUCAACUGAUGAGAAAGGAGCUGCUAAUGGAGCUCUCCCUCCGUAUGGGGCAGCUCGAUGAAUCUCUGCAGCGCCGGUACAAACGAGAUAUGAGGGAACGAGUUAAAGGGAAGCAGAAGAUCGCGGAGGCAUCGUCGGAUGAGGAGGAAGCUGACCCCUACGAAAGCGAUGUGGACACGUUGAGCCGCCAGACUGAGCAAGUAGUUAUCACUGAGAAGCGGAAAAGAGGUCCCGAGAAGGCGGUUGGGGACAGCCCACCUAUGGUGACGCCCGCAAAGCGAACGGCGAAACGACGGCUGCAGCUGGGAUGCCGUCAUCGACCGAUGAAGCGGACUUCACCACGUAAGACUCCGGUGAUGCGGGUCUCACCAGGUAAGACUCUGGGGACGGGAAGGAGGAAGAUCCCGGCUGCCCCGGGGACUAUCGGUAAGGUCAGGUUUGUAACCGAUAAUUUGAGAGAAUUGGGAGAUAUGACUGUCGAGGAGCUAAAGAGGAUAUGUUUGUCUGAAGACGUGGCUUACGAAGGGAAGAAAAUGCAAGCUAUAUUAGCGAUCGUUGAGAAGCGGACACAGAUCACAAUCGGGAAUGAGGAGGUGAAGGGUCCUGAGGAGGAGAUUGGUGAAAAUCAAGCCGAGACGGAGGAGGUGGAGGAAGAGGAGGAUGGGAGUGAUACCUGAACAGCGUGUAAACUUUGGGUGCUUUGUGAUGUGUUAAUUGAAUUUCGCCGUGAGAAUAUAUUUGAUGA
Molecule: messenger RNA, 1369 nt
Organism: Chara braunii
Lineage: Eukaryota; Viridiplantae; Streptophyta; Charophyceae; Charales; Characeae
Source: the annotation of a GenBank genome assembly